AUGAUGACGUUGCAAGGUGUAUGUCGGCUGAGUGGUCUAGUGGAUGCAUUGAGUGUGAUCUGUUCCAACCGGACCAUUCGCGGCGAUAUUACCAUAGCACCAAGAUGGAUAGGUGACGCCAUGGGGCGACUAUGUAACUUUAAGAGAAUUUUGCUCACAUGUGAACUUUAUGGAGACGUUGUGCAUGGUUAUGGUACGAUUACCCAGGCUGGAGGUUACGUCCGCUAUACUGCUUGUCUCGAUUUGCCUAACUCCACCUACAAGUGGCGCUGCCUAGGGAUUGCUAGGAUUUCAAAAAUAGACCUGACUGACGAAUUUAAAACGGAAGGUAUUGACACAAAUCAAAUCACUGCGUCUCACAAAAAUCUAUCCGGAGUCACCGCAGAAUCAGCUACAAACCACAAAUCGAAUGUAAAUGGGGAUAACAAUGCCGUCAGCGUUGAAGAAGAUCAAACGUACUCCACACAUUUCGUUGCCCUCCCGAAUCGACCGAGCACAUUCCAAUAUGCCUCAAUGAAAGCCCUAAGAAAGUUUUCA
This is a messenger RNA of Strongylus vulgaris, 537 nucleotides long. NCBI's taxonomy places the organism in Eukaryota, Metazoa, Nematoda, Chromadorea, Rhabditida, Strongylidae. The record is from the annotation of a GenBank genome assembly.